Rhodofomes roseus is the source of this 2885-nucleotide messenger RNA. Its product is annotated as ATP dependent DNA helicase. Gene Ontology annotation, molecular function: single-stranded DNA binding; single-stranded DNA helicase activity; ATP hydrolysis activity. The coding region runs from base 141 to 2663 and encodes 840 amino acids. The transcript is spliced from 5 exons. Gene Ontology annotation, cellular component: nucleus; MCM complex. Lineage: Eukaryota; Fungi; Basidiomycota; Agaricomycetes; Polyporales; Fomitopsidaceae. Gene Ontology annotation, biological process: DNA strand elongation involved in DNA replication; double-strand break repair via break-induced replication; mitotic DNA replication initiation. The record is from RefSeq and is a predicted model, not a curated record.
CAGCGCUUCCUGAUUUGGAUCCAGCGCUUAGCCGGGUUUAGGGCAGGUUUCUUCGCGUCACGCGUCUAAUUUGCACUCUGUCGACGCGACGCGUCUCGACUACCUCCACCACCUCCACGCCUACCAUCUCACCCGCCACCAUGUCUAUGCUCGACGAGCCCGUGCCCGAGGAUGUCCUCAUGCGCGACCGCGCGCGUGUCUUCGAGGAGUUCCUCGACUCGGACAGCGACCUCUACAACUACAAGGACGACAUCGCGCGCAUGCUCCGCCAGGAGCAGCGCCGGCUCAUUGUGAACAUCGACGACCUACGCGACUACCGACGCGACUUUGCGGACGGCCUGCUGAAGCAGCCGACGGACUACGUCCCUGCGUUCGACGAGGCCCUCUCGAACGUCGUCAGUCGCGUGCACGAUGCAGAGAAGCACGACGUGUCUGGCAAGGAGUACCGUGUCGGCUUCAGCGGUUCGUUCGGUGACCAUCAUGUGUCUCCGCGGACCCUGCGCGCCUCGCAACUGGGAAAGAUGAUCUCGCUGGAGGGGAUUGUAACCCGGUGCUCCCUGGUGAGGCCAAAGAUGCUCAAGUCCGUGCACUACUGCCCAGAGACGCGUCUCUUCCACGCGCGCGAGUACCGAGAUGCGACGACGUCGACGUCAAACCUGCCACCAACGUCCGCGGUUACACCACAGAAGGACGACGAUGGGCAUGAUCUGCAGACGGAGUUCGGCCACUGCGUCUUCAGAGACCACCAAAGGAUCAGCAUACAGGAGAUGCCGGAGCGCGCACCGGCGGGGCAGCUUCCGCGGAGUACAGAUGUGACCCUGGAUGAUGACUUGGUCGACCGGUGCAAACCUGGAGACCGGAUACAACUGGUCGGCGUGUACCGCAGUGUCGGAGGUGGUGCCACAGGCGCGUUCAAGUCUAUCAUUCUCGCGAACAACAUCAACCUCCUCUCAUCCAAGAUUGGCGGGGGCAUCGCGCAGACACAACUUACCGACUCGGACAUCCGCAUGAUCAACCAGCUCUCGAAGCGGUCCAACAUCACCAAGCUCCUCUCGCAGUCGCUCGCGCCGUCCAUCUACGGCCACGACCACAUCAAGACCGCGAUCCUGCUGCUCCUGCUCGCCGGCGCGGAGAAGAACCUCCCGAACGGGACGCACAUCCGUGGCGACAUCAACCUGCUCAUGGUCGGCGACCCGUCCACGGCGAAGUCGCAGCUGCUGCGGUUCGUCCUCGGCACGGCGCCCCUCGCGAUCGCGACCACGGGACGGGGCAGCUCGGGCGUCGGUCUCACGGCGGCGGUGACGACGGACAAGGAGACGGGCGAGCGCAGGCUGGAGGCGGGCGCGAUGGUGUUGGCGGACCGCGGCGUGGUGUGCAUCGACGAGUUUGACAAGAUGUCGGAUAUCGACAGGGUUGCUAUUCACGAAGUCAUGGAACAGCAGACGGUGACGAUCGCCAAGGCUGGGAUCCACACUACCCUGAACGCACGCUGCAGUGUCGUGGCUGCUGCUAACCCCAUCUACGGCCAAUACGAUAUCCACAAAGACCCGCACAAGAACAUCGCCCUGCCCGACUCGCUCCUCUCGCGUUUCGAUCUCCUCUUCGUCGUCACGGACGACGUCGACGAGAACCGCGACAGGCUCAUCGCGGACCACGUCCUGCGGAUGCACCGCUACCUUCCCCCGGGCGUCGAGGAGGGCACGCCCGUCGCGGACAACCUCAACCAGAAUCUCUCCAUCGACGGGCCCGCGGCAACGCAGGGCGACGCGGACGAGGGCGAGCCGAGCCCCUUCGAGAAGUACGACCCGCUCCUGCACAUUGGCAUUGGCGAGGUGAUGUCGUCGACGCGCCGGCGGAAGCCGAAGAAGCAGGAGGUGCUGAGCAUCGCGUUCGUGAAGAAGUAUAUACAGUAUGCGAAGAGCAAACCGGCGCCGGUGUUGACGAAGGGCGCGGCGGACUGGAUCGUGAAUGUGUAUGCUACGCUGCGGAAUGAGGACCCAGAGGGCAACAAGAAGAAGACAUCGCCCCUCACGGCGCGUACCCUUGAGACCCUGAUCCGUCUCGCGACCGCCCAUGCAAAAGCACGUCUCUCAACGAAGGUCCAGGAGACAGACGCGAUGGCCGCCGAGGAGCUCCUCCGCUUCGCGCUCUACAAAGAGGUGCUCAAGCGGAAGCGCAGGACGAAGCGUCGUCUCAACAACGGCAAGAGGAACAGACAGGGCAGCGCUGACUCGGAUGAGAGCGAGGAAGAGAGCGACGAUGAAGAGGAUGCAGAGGACGCUCCGCAGUCGCCGCCGAGGAUGGAGAUGCCCGCGCAGGCGAAGGGCAAGGAGAAGGCUGUCCCUGAGGGCCAGCCUGCUGACCCAGUGUGGAGCGAGGGCAGCCAGGAUGCGACGAUGGUAAAUCAGGUGCCAGCAGGGCCGACGGAGGACGGUCAACUCAGGCCUGAACGGUUGAAGCUGUUCCGUUCGCGUGUGGCGAACCUUUUCGCGAACAAACUCCAGGACAGCGACCAGUUCUUCCUCACAGACCUUUUGCAGCUUGUCAACGAGGGUCUGCCGACGGACGCGCUUUUCGGUACCGCGGAGGCUACCAUGGCGUGCGAUGCGAUGGGCGAGCAAAAUGAGCUCAUGCUCAGUGGUGACAUCGUGUAUAAGAUAUAAUCUAGUUUCUUUCCGCUGGGUGUUCUGUUAUGCUAUGUUUUGCUUUCCUUAGUGUCAUGUCUGUAUCACUAUUGUACUAGAUACCUCACAGAUAUUCAUGUCAAUCAUGACCACGCCUUACGUGCUCUCGUCGUUGGCCCGUAUGGUUUGCAGGACUCCAAGGCGGCGUUCACGCAAUGAUCAUGCGAUCGCACUCUACUUACUGUAAUAGCGAACACAUUC